Molecule: messenger RNA, 1681 nt
Organism: Selaginella moellendorffii
Lineage: Eukaryota; Viridiplantae; Streptophyta; Lycopodiopsida; Selaginellales; Selaginellaceae
Product: glutathione hydrolase 3-like
Exons: 6
Coding region: 1133-1681 (182 amino acids)
Biological process (GO): glutathione catabolic process
Cellular component (GO): plasma membrane
Molecular function (GO): glutathione gamma-glutamate hydrolase
Source: RefSeq, a predicted model, not a curated record
UCUCGCCAAGCACAGACAAGAGAAUGCCGGCGUAGCGUGGCUGAUUGGAGUCCCGGACGAUCGCUUCCUCGAUCCGCUGCCUGCGCUACAAGGAUGGCGAUCCAGAUUUACGCCGCUGAGGAAGGUAGGGCUCCAGGCAAAGAGAUUUCGGGGUUCCGAGCAUUUGGCGAGGUGAAUUGCGGAUCCUUCUUCCCGGAGGGCUGGAAGUGAUUGGAGCAUUGCUGGUUGGAUCGGAUGCUGCAAAGGCGUGUGCUGUGGCCAGGAAAAGCCUCUGGUCUCAUCGAACGAUAUUGUUGCUGCUACUCGAUCCAGCUCCAGCGAUGGCAUUACGUUCUUCUCUCAGGCUCUACAACCGAUCGAGCAAUCUUCCUUUUCCACGAAAGAGUUUUGGGAAUCCACAGCGCUUCUUCAUUGUCAAGUCGAGCUUGGCCUUUCGAUCUACACAUCUUCCGGAACUUCCUCAGAUCUUAAGAAGCAGCUGGAUGGGAAGAUUAGAGAAGUUUCACGAGCUCAAGCACUGUAUGUAUUGUGGAAGGAUCAUCGAGAAGAUUUCUCGGUCGCUCUCAAGCUAACGAAGAGCUACAAUCUGUGUUCCCAGAUCCAGCUCUUUUCGACUCUUUGAUAGCACAUCCUCUGGUUGGUUGAGCAAGCAGACUGAUCAAGUGAUUGCCUCCGUGGUUCAUUACACUCCUUAAGGAACCUUGCUACACACAGCCACGGUUUCCCUGGACGUGCUAUGCUUAGUUUCCAGGAACUCCGCCUUGCACAAAGCGAUGAACACAAUCACUCGUGCUCUGACGAUUCAACUGGAAAUCCAUUGGUAAAGCUUUGUCGGCAAGGAAUACCAGUCUUCAGGUAUGACUCGUGAGUAGAGUAGAGAGCUGCGCCCAUAUCAUUUCAAAGUUCCCGCUAGCGUGCAUCCUGUAACAGCCAUUUUCGAUAAGAACCAGCUUGAACGCGACUCUGUUGACCUCCGGAGAGCAUCGCAUUCUCGGCUCGGCUUGCCACUAGAUCGUCCACUUUUCCGCGUUGCCAAUGCAUUAACUAUCAGAGGACCACAGUUCAUCUCCAACCGGUUUGGCUGUUUGCGAGGUUCUUGCUCCUGCAACUCGCCUCCGCCAUCGCCUAUGACAUGCGCGAGAUCGCCCCAGCCGCGGCAUCCAAGGACAUGUACGCAAAGAAGCCAUCCUCUAACGUCGAUGCUGUUUCGUCCGCUGGAGUUCCUGGCGAGCUCGCUGGACUCCACCUCGCGUGGCAACACUUUGGAAGGCUGCCCUGGAAAUCGCUCUUGGAGCCGGCCAUCAAGCUAGCCCGGGAUGGAUUCGUGGUAACACCUUACCUGGAAUUUGAAAUUGCUCAGAGUCUCAAGGGGAUUCUAGCUCACAGAACGCUUCGAAAGUUCCUCUCGCGGAAUGGGAAGCUGGCGAAAGCUGGUGAUGUUCUUCGCAACGAGGAGCUGGCCAGGACGCUGGAGCUGAUUGCCAACGAAGGGCCGGGUGGGCCGAAGGGCCGGCUGUUCUUGGAAUGCCUCCUCCAUCUUGGGGAGGGGCUACGCUGGCACUGGUAUCUUUUCUUUUCUUGCUUGUUUUCUCUUUUACUGUCUAGAAAUAUUUUUCCUCAGAAUAACGCAGAAAUAUAUUUGCCUUUACUACGGAAUCCUUUUGUUAGGGUAUAUUGUUAA